Conger conger (European conger) is the source of this 903-nucleotide messenger RNA. RefSeq names its product claudin 18 (gene cldn18). Gene Ontology annotation, molecular function: structural molecule activity. Gene Ontology annotation, cellular component: plasma membrane; bicellular tight junction. The record is from RefSeq and is a predicted model, not a curated record. The transcript is spliced from 5 exons. The coding region runs from base 63 to 791 and encodes 242 amino acids. Lineage: Eukaryota; Metazoa; Chordata; Actinopteri; Anguilliformes; Congridae. Gene Ontology annotation, biological process: cell adhesion; bicellular tight junction assembly.
AGUUCGGGUCCCUGCAGCUGUCGAACAGAGUAACCACAGCCCCCCCCUGAAACCGCGUGAAGAUGGGCGCCACCAUGCUGCAGUCCGCCGCCUUCGUCCUCAGCGUGAUCGGAGUGCUCGCGGUCAUCGCCGCCACGGGGAUGAAUAACUGGAGCACCCAGGACCGGCAGGGCAACGUGGUGACCUCCGUCUACGUCUACAAAGGCCUGUGGAAGAGCUGCGAGGUGGCCACCUCCGGGCUCACCGAAUGCAGGCCGUUCUUCACCAUCAUAGGCCUGCCAGGAAGCUUCCAGGCUGUGAGAGCCCUGAUGAUCGUCGGCAUCGUAAUGGGGGCGAUUGCCAGCCUCAUAUCCAUCUGCUCCCUGAAGUGCAUCAGAAUGGGGAGCACGGAGGACGGGACCAAGGCCAAAAUGACCCUGGCGUGCGGGGUCAUGUUCAUCAUCGCAGGCCUCUGUGCUAUAGCCGGAGCUUCAGUCUACGCCAAUCAGAUCGUGUCCAGCUUCAUGAUGACCACGUACAACACAGAGUACAGUGGCGGAAUGGGUGGCAUGGGAAUGGGCGGUAUAGGAGGGACACUCACUCCCAGGUACACGUUUGGGCCCGCCCUGUUUGUAGGCUGGAUAGGAGGAGCCGUGCUGCUGGUUGGUGGGAUUUUAAUGUGCCUAGCUUUCCGAGGACUGGUUCCGGAUAAGUCAGAAUUCAGAGCAGUGGCUUACAAAGCUCCUCCCCAGGACAGGAUGGUACAUGAUCACGGAGAGGGCGGAAGACACGACAACCAGAAAUAUGUUUAAGUUCUACCCUGCGCUGCCCUCAGUAACCUGUACAUGAGACAAAAUGGAUGCCACCUAUUUUAAUAUUUUAAUGUUGAUAUGAACAUCUGGUUCUCCCAUUGUCAUUAAUGAA